Molecule: messenger RNA, 5510 nt
Organism: Pelobates fuscus (common spadefoot toad)
Lineage: Eukaryota; Metazoa; Chordata; Amphibia; Anura; Pelobatidae
Gene: EIF2AK4
Product: eukaryotic translation initiation factor 2 alpha kinase 4
Exons: 39
Coding region: 90-5117 (1675 amino acids)
Biological process (GO): negative regulation of cytoplasmic translational initiation in response to stress; regulation of translational initiation by eIF2 alpha phosphorylation; DNA damage checkpoint signaling
Cellular component (GO): nucleus; cytoplasm; cytosol
Molecular function (GO): eukaryotic translation initiation factor 2alpha kinase activity; ATP binding; protein binding
Source: RefSeq, a predicted model, not a curated record
CCUAUUGGGCAGGGGCAUGCAUUGUAGUGGCAGCUGUCGGGGGCUUGCAGCAGCAGCAGCAGCGAUUCCCGUAAUGUGUCCGGUAUAGUAUGGCCGAGGGUGGGGGCAGCGCGGUGCUUCCUGUAGGUUCCACUUCGCCAGGUGACCAUGAGCGGGCCGAGGCCGGGGAUAAGGGGCGCUCCGUGGGGCCUGCUCCAGACCCGCCAGAGACCCACUACCACAGGCAGGAGAACGAGCUGCAGGUCCUGGAUGCCAUCUAUGGGAAAGACUUCGAAGACCUGAGGAAGAACUCCGCCUGGAAGGUCCAGCAACCUCCAGAAAUCACCCUUGCAUUACGUCCUCUUGGUAAUGAAGUUCAUGUGAAUGUAGACCUUUGGAUUAAAUGCCCUCAAACCUACCCAGAUGUUCCUCCAGAGAUCAAGCUGAAAAAUGUUAAAGGAUUAUCAAAUGAAAAUGUGAAUUCUCUGACGUCAAGUUUGGAAGAAUUGGCCAAACAACUAUGUGGAGAGGUCAUGAUCUAUCAGCUGGCGGACCAUAUACAGUGUUACUUAACUGAAAAGAACCAUCCACCCCCGAAGUCAUUUCAUGAUGAAAUGCUGAAGAAUAUUCAAAAACAGCAGGAAAAAAAUGCCCUCGAAGAAGAAAAACGAAUGCAAGAAAUAAAGCGCAAAGAGGAACAAGCGAGGCGUGAAAUUCUUGAUGAAAUCCAGAGGAGGGAAGAAGAGAAAAAGGAAGAAAAGAGGAGAAUGGAAAUUGCAAAGCAGGAGAGGCUUGAAAAUGCCAACUUAACAUGUCAGGAAAAUUCAACCAAGAUCACCAAUACAGGAGCCAGAACACCAACCAAUUGUAAUGGAACAUCAGCAGAUCAGGGAGGAAAUACCAGACAUCGCCCUACUUCUACUGGUCGUUCAAAGCGCGACCGACAGUUUUCUGUUUGUAGCAGUGAUGACCAAGCAGCAUCAUAUGAAGUUUUGGUGUUUGAUAUUGGAUGCAGUGGCCAACUUGUUGUCCACAGAGGGAAAUGCCUUGGGAAAGAUGAGCAGCUUGGCAAAUCUGUCUACAAUGGCUUGGAUGUUUCUUCUGGACAAUUUGUCAUUGUGUAUGAAUGGCUCCUCCAGUGGCAGAAAAAGAUGGGAAAGUUUCUUACUAGCCAAGAAAUUGAGAAAGUAGACAAGUGUAAAAAACAGAUUCAUGGCACGGAAUCUGAAUUUAAUUCGCUCAUCAAACUCAGCCACCCUAACAUAGUGCACUAUCUAGCGAUGACGAUUAAGGAGAGAGAAGAUUCCAUUUCUGUCGGAAUCGUAGCGGAACACGUUAAUGGAACAAAGCUCUCCAGUUUUUUGGAGCAGGAAAUGCCAGUUCCAAUAGACCAGCUCCGAAACUACACCUCUCAGCUCCUGUUGGCUCUGGACUAUUUGCACAAUAAUUCGGUGGUACACAAAAUCCUGUGUGCUUCUAGUGUACUGGUAACCAGUGAUGGCAGAGUAAAAUUAACAGACUAUAGCCUUUCCAAACGCCUUGCGGACAUAUGCAAGGAGGAUGUUUUUGAACAGACCAAAGUCCGUUUCAGUGAGGAUGCCCUUCCAAGUAAGACAGGGAAGAAAGGAGAUAUAUGGAAGCUCGGUCUCUUAUUAUUAUCACUUAGUGAAGGAAAAGUGGCAAAGGAGUAUCCAGUAAAAGUGCCCAAUGAAUUGCCCACUGACUUCCAGGAUUUCCUGAAUAAAUGUGUUUGCUUAGAAGACAAAGAACGCUGGAGCACUCAGCAGCUAUUAGAUCACAGCUUUCUUAAGCCUCCACCUCCGAAAUCUAGUGAGAGCGAAGAAAGUCCGAAUGAUUUUACAGGUGUGGACUGCACAGGGACUGUCACACCCAGCAUUCCUAUAUCUAAUUCCACAUUCCACGUAGAAUCACAGAGCCAUUUUUCUCGCUAUUUCAGUGAGUUUGAGGAAUUACAGAUGCUCGGGAAGGGGGCCUUUGGUGCUGUUCUUAAGGUACAAAACAAGUUGGAUGGCUGCUAUUAUGCUGUGAAACGGGUUCAAAUAAAUCCUGCUAGUAAGCAGUUUAGAAGAAUAAAAGGUGAAGUUACACUACUGUCUCGACUUCACCAUGAAAACAUAGUCCGAUACUACAACGCAUGGAUUGAGAGACACCAACGUCCAGCUGCUGCUUCUGCUGCUCCAAAAGUAGAUUUUCCUGGUGAUACCAAAGUGACUGUGAAGCCUGAGCAAUGUGUGAAGAAUGAGCUCGGGUUGUUAGACAAUGUGGAGGAGAAUGCACCUGCCCCCAUCAUGACCAGUUCUGUUGAGUGGAGCACUUCCUGUGACCGCUCAUCAAGCGGGCACCACAAGAGCUCUGAUCAGGAUUCAAGUGAUGAAGAUGACGAUGAUGAAGAGGGAGUCUUUUCACCAUCGUUCCUGCCGGGAUCAGAUUCAGACAGCGAGAUCAUCUUUGAAAACGAGGACCUGAAUAGUCCUGAUCAGGAUGAGGAAUGUGCCAAAAGCCUUAUAGAAGAUCGAAGCUCCUCUCCUGAGACUGGUCAGACAGUGCAUUACUUGUUUAUCCAGAUGGAAUAUUGUGAGAAAAGCACAUUACGGGACACAAUAGACCAAGGGCUAUACCUGGAUAUCAGCCGCCUCUGGAGAUUAUUUCGAGAGAUUUUGGAUGGUUUAGCUUAUAUUCAUGAACAAGGCAUGAUUCACAGAGAUUUGAAACCUGUCAAUAUCUUCUUAGAUUCUGAAGAUCAUGUGAAAAUAGGGGAUUUCGGCCUGGCGACAGACCACCCUGCCUAUGUUACUGACCCAAAGCAAGUAGAAGAAGACCAGCUCCAUGUUCACUUGGCUAAAAUUGAUCCUGAAGGAAAGCUCACUGGUAUGGUUGGCACUGCUUUGUAUGUCAGUCCAGAGGUUCAAGGGAACACCAAAGCAUCCUAUAAUCAGAAAGUGGACCUUUUCAGUCUGGGUAUAAUACUGUUUGAGAUGUCCUACAGACCAAUGGACACAAGCUCAGAAAGGAUAUCCGUGUUAAGCAAACUAAGACAGGCACCUAUUGUCUUCCCAGCUGAUUUUGACACAAAAGAAAAUGAAAAGCAGAGAAAAGUAAUGACUUGGCUUCUCAACCAUGACCCUGCAUCUCGUCCCACCGCCAUGGAGCUGUUGAAAUGUGACCUUCUACCUCCACCACAGUUAGAGGAAUCUGAGCUCCAUGAGGUUUUACAUCACACGUUGGCCAACAUUGAAGGAAAAGCAUAUCGUACAAUGAUGAGCCAGAUUUUUGCCCAGCGCAUUUCUCCUGCCAUGGACUACACUUACGAUAGUGAUAUGUUCAAGGGAAGUUUCUCUACACGCUCGGCCAAGAUCCAUCAUCAUGUUUGUGAAACAGUUUGCAGAGUAUUCAAACGGCACGGAGCAGUGAAGCUGCACACACCAUUGCUGAUGCCCAGAAGUAAAGCGCUGUCGGAUGGUGGGGAAUCUGCAUGCUUUUUGGAUCACAGUGGAAUGCUCGUAACACUUCCCUACAACCUUAGAAUUCCCUUUGCGCGGUUUGUUGCGCGAAAUAAUAUUACAAAUCUAAAAAGAUACUGUAUUGAGCGAGUUUUCAGACCACGAAAACUGAACCGAUGCCACCCUAAGGAACUCACAGAAUGUGCAUUUGAUGUCAUUACAUCCUCUUUGAAUAGCCACUUACCCAUUGCAGAAACCAUAUACACCAUAUUUGAGGUUAUCCAAGAAUUUCCAAUUUUACAGGAAAGAAAUUACAGUAUUUACGUAAACCAUACAUCUAUACUGAAAGCCAUUCUUCUUCAUUGUGGUGUGCCAGAGGACAAACUAACGCAGGUCUAUAAUAUUCUGUAUGAUGCAAUGAUUGAAAAGUUGACAAAAAGGGAAGUGGAAGCCAAAUUUUGCAAUCUCUCUCUUUCUGAGAACAAUUUUCAGUUGAAUCGCUUGUAUCGGUUCAUCGAACAGAAAGGCGACCUUCAAGAUUUGGGGCCAAUGAUGGCUACUCUUACCAAGCAGAAAUCGGCAGUUGGCAUAUUGGCAAAACAAGGUUUAAAAGACCUAGAGGAGGUCAUUGGGCUGGUGAAGAGACUUGGCAUUAAAUUACAGAUUAUUGUGAACUUCGGACUGGUGUAUAAAAUGCAGCAGCAUAGUGGGAUCAUUUUUCAGUUUAUUGCUUUUAUUAAGCGCAGGCAGAGGAUUGUUCCUGACAUACUUGCAGCUGGUGGAAGAUAUGACCAUCUGAUUUCCCAGUUUAGAGGACCUCAGACUGGAGCGUUGUCUCUACCUUACGCUGUUGGUGUUAGCAUAGCAAUAGAUAAGAUAUGCGCUGCACUCUCCAGUUCUGAUGAAUAUGUGAGCAGCUGUGACUUGCUAGUUGUAAGUGCCGGGCAGAUGUCUGUAAAUAGAGCAAUCAUAAUCAUUCAGAAGCUGUGGACUGCGGGCAUUACAGCUGAGAUCAUGUAUGACUGGUCAGAGUCCCAAGAUGAAUUACAAGAAUAUUGCUGGCUUUCUGGGAUUACAUACGCAGCAAUUAUCUCGGACAAAGAAGGAAACCACAUCAAGUUGAAAACAUUUGAAAAGGACAGGCAAAGUGAGAAGAGAAUAUUAGAGGCUGACUUUGUGGAUCACCUGGUAACAAAACUUCGGCUGAAAUCCUUUGAAGAAAGGAACAACAGAGAAGUAUCAGACAGUGUAUCUGUUCAGAAUGUGAAGGGAUCUUUUUCAAAUUCGCAGAGUGUGUUUGAACAGCACAGCGCUACCCUAACCCCCAACGUCAGUGUUAUUUCUCCAGAAAAGUUGUCUUCAAGUGCAAAACGCCGGUUUGAAACGCAGGUUCUUUCAAAACUCCAGACAUUUAUAACGCAAUUUCAGCAGAGAAACAGUGAGAUUGAGAUUCUGGCUGUUGACAUGUCAAAAGAAGCCAUUCAGAAUUUGCUGUCCCUGGAGUUUGGAGACGAGCAAACCUUUAAUGCGUCUGUGAAGCCACUGAUGUCUCGAUUGCCAAAGCAAAGGUAUCUGAAACAAGUGUUCGAUGAAAUUUACACCAUCAAAAUUGAAAAGAGAGUGCCAGUGCUGGUGUUGUACAGUUACAGAGACGAUUACUACAAGAUUCUCGUUUAGUCAACAUCCAAGGAGUGGGAAACGGCAAGUUUUUGUUAACUCAAUGUUUUAACAAAUUCAGGACAUUUUCAUCUCUUGAGACUAAAGUACUGUAAAUUUUAGGUUCUUUUUUUUUUUAUUAUGAGACUGUGAGCUUACAUUUUGAAAAUGUUUUACAAUCAAAAACUGCAGCUUGGUUCCUCUUUACAAAGAAGAUAUUCUAUUUUUUUUUUUCUUUUUAUUAUACAUUCCUGAAAAGGGUACGGGUAGGGGGGGGAGAUACAUUUAUCUUGGCAAAAAGGAUCAAGCUGGUUAUCCUAAGCAAUCAAUGAAUUUUAAGUGUUAAACCUGAUAUUGAUGGUUAAUAAAUUGCCAUUUUUUAGACACCGUAUGAAUAAAUAUUUUUCUUUAGUA